Molecule: messenger RNA, 3296 nt
Organism: Dendrobium catenatum
Lineage: Eukaryota; Viridiplantae; Streptophyta; Magnoliopsida; Asparagales; Orchidaceae
Product: ubiquitin carboxyl-terminal hydrolase 17
Exons: 11
Coding region: 200-3238 (1012 amino acids)
Biological process (GO): protein deubiquitination
Cellular component (GO): nucleus; cytosol
Molecular function (GO): cysteine-type endopeptidase activity; cysteine-type deubiquitinase activity
Source: RefSeq, a predicted model, not a curated record
GGCCCAUUCCGAUACUUGCCGUCUCUCCUUUGUAUCUUUUGUAUCUUUUGCAUUUUCAAUCGACAGUGCUGCGACGGCGCGGCGUUAGUUCCUGGCGGCGCCCCUACCGCGCGGGCGGCGUCGGCGACUUUCGCCGGAGAUCUAUGUGUGGCGUCGGGCAGAGAUCCGAAAUUCUUAAUCAGUGGGCGGCGUUGGAUAGAUGCCCGGCCGGUGGGAUCUUGGGUUCCAUGGCGCUGUGGCGUUGGUUCUGGUCGUUUUCGUGCACGUUGUCUGGAUGGCAGUUUGCCGCAGAUGGAAGCUGGCACAGGCAAGGAGGGAGGAGGUUGAGUACCUUGCGCGGCUGGCAGCGGAGGAGUCGGCUAGGGAGGAGAUGGAGGCCACUCUUACUUACGUCCCGGCUUCAAUUGAAAGCUCUGGCGUAGAAUACGUUGGGGGGACUUGGCGUUUCGAGUGUGCCGUCUUCCAUAUGCCCACCAGCACGAGAUGCUCUCGCUGUAAAACAGUCAGAUACUGCUCUGGCACAUGCCAGAUUAUCCACUGGAGGCGAGGUCACAAGGAUGAAUGUCAUCGUCCUCAAUUUGAUCACCAAGAUAAGCUUCUAGAAAGUAGCUCUCAUUUUAGUCGUCUCCAAGCUGAAAAAUCUAAGUUAUUGGAUGGCACAGUUGGGAAUGAACAGAAGUCUUUUACUAAUCAUGUUGCCGCAUGUUUUGUGGAACCGUCAUCUGAUUCCAACUUGUAUAAUUUAGUUAUCAGGGACAAUGAUAUAAAGGAUUUUAGAUCUUUCUUGGAUUCAUCUAGAACAGAUAGCAGUUUUGGUUCCUUAGUCGAUUCAUUGUCAAGCUGUUCUACUUAUCCUGGUUCCUUGGAAAACUGUGAAGAAGCUUCUGCCUGUGAAGGCUUGCAUCCUCAGCUUCAUGCCAAAACUGGAGAAGCUUUAUCUCGUGACAUUGCUUCUGUUCGACCAAAAAAAGCAGGUGUUGCUAAUUUUGUUGAAGUUCCUUCAGUCGGAAUUGGCAGUGCAAGUUUGUUGGUAAACAGUUCAUCUCACACAAUUAACUCAAAGAAAAAGCUGUCCGGCUGUUGCACCAAAGAAAGCAAGUACAGGUUAAAUGAUUCUCUUGAAUUAAGCUCUGUUUCCUCCAACCUCAAUACAACCACUAAGUUUUCUCAAUGCUCGAGUAACAACAGUAAGAACAUAGGCGUUGAGUUACAUGCUUUUUGUCCUGAUACCCACUCGAAGCAUUCUGAAGAAAACAGAACCUUGGGAACUAGCUCUACCCAUGGACGCUCUUUUGCAAAUGCCCUGGAUGGUACUAAGAAAUCCAACCUCAUGGACUGUAGAGUCAAGGGUUGUGACAAACCAGGUUUCAGCCCAACCUGGAAAAGUGCUGAUGACUGGCUACUGAAUGCUAGAAGGUUGAGAUCUCGUUCUAUAUCUCUUGCUGAACGUGCAUUCUAUGGUGGUGGAAGGCAUUCUAUUUUAGAUGAUACAUCUUCAAAAGUUAACAAUGCUCCUACAAUGACAUCUAAAUUCUCGAAGAGUGCAAGUCCUCUAUCAAACUGUAAAUCUGAUUUGAGAGCAUCUGUUAAGAGUACUAUCCACCAGUUAAACCCGUCACUGAGCUCUGGAGGUUUUUCAUCAAUGCCUAUGAAUUUCCCCUAUGAACUUUUUGCCAAGCUUUACAACUCUGACAAGGUGGAUAUGGACCCUUUUGGCCUUUUUAACUGUGGCAACAGUUGCUUUGCUAAUGCCGUGCUCCAGUGCUUGGCAUUUACUCGGCCACUUACUGCUUAUCUACUUGAAGGAUUCCAUAGAGCGAAAUGUUCAAGAAGAGGGUGGUGUUUCACCUGUGAAUUUGAAAAUCUCAUCCUGAAGGGAAAACUGGGGCAAUCCCCCUUGUCCCCUGUUGGAAUUCUAUCCCGUAUAGAUAGAAUUGGAAGUCAUCUUGCGCAUGGGAGAGAAGAAGAUGCUCAUGAGUUCUUAAGGUACGCCAUUGAUGCAAUGCAAUAUACCUGCAUUAAAGAAACUGGAGAUGUAGCGGAAAAUUUUCUUGAAGAUACUAGUAGUCUAAUACAAUUAACCUUUGGUGGAUACCUUCGGUCAGAGAUAAACUGCAUGAAGUGUAAGGCAAAAUCUGAGCAACUAGAACGUAUGAUGGAUCUCACAGUGGAAAUACAGGGGAAUAUUGGAACACUUGAACAAGCUCUCGAGCAGUUCACGACUACUGAAGUUUUGGAUGGGGAGAACAGAUACCGUUGUGAUAGAUGUAAAUCUUUUGAGCGUGCAAAGAAGAAAUUGUCUGUAGUUGAGGCUCCUAAUAUCCUUACAAUUGCAUUGAAACGUUUUCAGCUGGGGAAGUUUGGGAAACUGAAUAAAGCAAUAAGGUUCCCAGUUAAACUGGAUCUAGCUCCUUAUAUGAGCAGGGUGGAUCCGUGCCCUCUGUACAACCUCUAUGCUGUUGUGGUUCACGUGGAUGUCAUGAACGCUGCUUUCUCUGGCCAUUAUAUAUGCUAUGUCAAGAGCAUGAAAGGAAAAUGGUACAUGAUUAAUGAUAAAGAGGUAAGACCCGUGGAGCUUGAAAGAGUUCUGAAGGAAAAUGCCUACAUUCUCUUCUAUGCCAGGAAAUCAUCCCAGGCCCCAAGCCUCAUCAAAAAUGAAAGAGGACAUGUUUCGUUAAAGACCUCAAGCUGGUUCAAGAAACCUGCUAAAUUUGUGCAUGGCAAUGAAGAAUCUCCAUUCCAUAGACAUUCAAGCUCUCUGCCACACGGGAACCAUGAUCAGCUCAAUAGAACUACCAGUGCGAGACUCUACUUUCCUCGCGCGGAUUCCUUCAGCGACAGCUUCUCACUAAGCUGCUCAGAGGAAGGUUCGUGGACCACUGAUAGCACCAGGAACUCCACAAGCACUGAUGAGUUAUCGGACUACUUGUUUGGAGGUGCCCAGCAAUCGAGGUGGAGUCGACCGUUACAAUUAUCCAAAGAAUCUGAUUAUAACGGUCAUUUCCCUUCUAGGUCAAGAAACUAUUUCCAUCAUGAAGAAAAUGGAGAGGGUUCAGAAGGCAUGGGAAACCAUUAUUUCAGCGAUUUUUUGUAUUCUGAUAGAACUAAUAAUAGUGGUAUAGUGAAAGAAAAGUAUAGAGGCAAGGAGACUUACUGGAACAACCCUAAAGGGGAGAGGUCCAGUGUAUUAAUGAGAAGUUCUAGUGUGAAGGAGAGAAGACAUCAAAGGUUGUAUUAAUAUGAAUGUUUUGGUUUUGUAAAGGAAAUAAGCUAUCAUCUUGUUAUGUAUUUUUAAA